Molecule: messenger RNA, 1779 nt
Organism: Morus notabilis
Lineage: Eukaryota; Viridiplantae; Streptophyta; Magnoliopsida; Rosales; Moraceae
Product: peroxidase 7
Exons: 5
Coding region: 1-1779 (592 amino acids)
Biological process (GO): hydrogen peroxide catabolic process; response to oxidative stress
Cellular component (GO): plasmodesma; plant-type cell wall
Molecular function (GO): peroxidase activity; heme binding
Source: RefSeq, a predicted model, not a curated record
AUGUCGGGCAGCACUGAUUUAGAAGAAAUCACAUCAUCAGGUGUCGGCUCUGAAGAGGAGUCAGUCACUAUCACUUCAGGCUCUUCAUAUGUUAAACGCCGCCUCGUGGCGAGUCUUCCUUUGUUGGCGACCAACUCCCUCCGAAGUAUAUCUACAGAUGGUUCACUCGGUGGCCCGAGAACUCUCCUUGCGACCUCGGAGGGCGAACGUCGAGGAAUGAAUGCUAAAAUCACCUCGUCACGGAGCCAUUGCUCCAAGACAGCGUGGAGUUCUUCGUCAGAGCAACGCGGUAGAGGCAAGAGCUUCUUAUCAGAGCGAGAAAGUCUGGAAGACUUCUCAAAGGCAGUAAGUAUUUGUGGUGCAAAGGUGAGAAAAUUGGUUGAUCAUAAUGUUCUCCAAGUGCACCCGGUACUCCAGAAUGAUAUUGUUCAUGCAAAUGUCAACAAGCGCUCCUUCGUCACUUUCAUCAUAACAGUUAAGGGCGAGGUCGUGGAAUCUCUAGACGAAGUCCAAGAGGUCUUCUCCGUGCCUUUGUCGGGUGUUAUUAAGCUGAAUGAUCAUGACUCUUUCCUCAUUUUAGCAAUAUUUACAACAAAAAUAAGUCACCAUCUCAAACCAGCUCAAGAGCGCCGCCUUCAAUUUUUGACCAAACAGCCGUUGUUGGAGCACCUAACAUAUUUAAUAUCCAUAGAGCAUAGGAAGAACCUUCAGACAUAUAGGAGUCUCUCAGAGCAGGGGAGGUAUCUUCAGUCACAAAGGAGUCUUCUAAAGCAUGGGAAGCAUGUUCGUGAGGGCAUCAACAUAUCAGCCGUUAAUCAAUCUCAAAACAACAAAGCCUCUGCUCCUGCUUCGCGAAAGUCUCAGAAAAAAUCCACAAAGCCUUUGCCUCCUGAAGCUUUCUUGUCCGUGACACAUUAUGAAAAGACAUGCCCGGAUGCUGAAGCCAUCAUCCAACGAAGAAUGAGAGCUUGGAUCAACCAGGAUCCCACCUUGGCUCCCGCCAUCAUUCGCUUGCAUUUCCACGACUGCGCCGUCAGGGGUUGUGAUGCGUCAGUUCUGCUGAACCACAGAGGCAGCGAGAGGAGAGCUCAGGCUAGCAAAACCCUAAGAGGCUUCCGAGUAAUAGACGACAUCAAAUCCGUCCUCGAAAAGACAUGUCCGAAGACCGUCUCAUGCGCCGACAUCCUAACCGCCGCCGCAAGGGACGCCACCAUCUUCGCGGGAGGCCCGUUCUGGGAAGUCCCAUUCGGCCGCAAAGACGGCAGAAUCUCCAUGGCCAAGGAGGCCGACGCCGUUCCUCACGGCCGCGAAAACGUCACCGGACUCAUCGAUUUCUUCAAGUUGCGCGGCCUCAACAUGCUCGACUUGGUCGUCCUCUCGGGCUCACACACCAUUGGAAGAAGCUCUUGCUUUUCGUUGCAGCACAGGCUAGGAAAAAGUCCUGAUCGCUCGCUUAACGUCACCUACUUGAACCUCUUAAGGAACAAGUGCAGAUCAUCGCCGCAUAACUUGGUGGAUCUGGACGUUACUACUCCCAAGGCUUUCGAUACAAUGUACUACACGAAUCUUGCGAGCAAAAAGGGUUUGUUGUCAACCGAUCAGCUGCUGUUUUCGGAUGAAAGAACGUCUCCUUUUGUGUCGGCUUUGGUUUCUCAGCCUCAGCUUUUUGAGACCCAGUUUGCGGUGUCAAUGGUGAAGCUUGGGAAUGUCCAGGUCAAGACGAGGCCUAUUGACAAAGGCGAGAUCAGAGUCAAUUGUAAUUUUGUCAAUGCUGCUUGA